Molecule: messenger RNA, 2576 nt
Organism: Blastomyces dermatitidis ER-3
Lineage: Eukaryota; Fungi; Ascomycota; Eurotiomycetes; Onygenales; Ajellomycetaceae
Product: trafficking protein particle complex subunit 2/Sedlin
Exons: 3
Coding region: 1507-2067 (186 amino acids)
Biological process (GO): endoplasmic reticulum to Golgi vesicle-mediated transport
Cellular component (GO): cytoplasm; nucleus; TRAPP complex
Source: RefSeq, a predicted model, not a curated record
UCCCAAUACUCCCAUCCACCAAAACACCAAUCUAUUUCUUCUACGACUCCUUUUUCUCUUUCUCCGCCAGCUGCUCCUUCUCCCUCUUUCUCGCAAGAUACCGUUCCCGCGCACUCUGUACAUCACUCGCCGUCUUCGAACUCUUAAUCUUCGCCGCCAACUCCUUAGCCUUCGCCUCCUUCUCCUCCUCUUCCUUCCGCAUCCUCUCCUCUAACUGUGCCGCCAGCAUCUCCGUCUGCCGCGCCCGCUGGGCCGCACGACCAGAACCAGCAACAUCCACACCCCUCCAUCUCGCCUCUCCACCCCACCCAGCGGAACCAGCCGCCUUCUCCGCCCCCGCAGCGGGCGCCGCCUUCGCUUUACUAGGUUUCUGCGCGACGUUCAACCCAGCCGUAAGCAGCUGUCGCUUAUCAACAACCUGCCCCUCGUCAUUAAGAAUAAUAUUCGCGCCGCGCGCAUUCAACUCCGCAGCAAUCUGUGCCUCGCUCUUCUCGCCCGCUUCCAUUUCUUCCUUCUCUUCCUGCAAUUUCGCCUUAUCCACCCCGUCCUCCGCCGGACGACUCCGCACAGCUUCCUCCGCCGCCCUAACCACCUCCUCAUGCCGCUUUGCGCCGCGCUCAAGCAUACUCUUAUAGAAUCCCACCAUCCCACCCCCCUUCUUCCGCCUCUCCUCUUCCUCCCUCUCCCUCUCCGCCUCCUCCGCCUCUAUCCUCCGCGCCUCCUCCUGCUGCGCCUUGUACGCCGCGGUCACAAACUUUUCCUUAUCAGCAUACUCCUCGCCUUCUGCCUCGCGUUCGCGCUGGAGUUGUUUAUCGCGCGCGCGCAAUUGGUCGCGCUUGCGAAUCUCUGCACUGCGGAGGAGGGCAGUCAUGUAUUUGGGUGUUGAGGCUUCGUUGGCGGCGGCAGACGAGGAGGUGGAUGGAGGUUUGGCGUGGAGGGAGUCGUAGACGGCAUCGUAGUCAUAGAUGGAUGAGUCGAGGGCCUCGGCGGUUUGGGCGUGUUUUCUGCUGCUGUGGAGGCUGGAGAGGUUUGUGUAGUGGUUUGUUUGGGGAGGUGGGUUUUUCAGCUUGGAGGUGGCGGGCUUUUUUGAGGAAUGCCUGCCUUCGUCGUCAGUGUUUCUGGUGGUGGUGCUGUUGUUGUGGUCGUCGUCGUCAAGACCGCCUAUGGUGGAGAUUUCUACGGAGCCAUCGCCUUCUUUUUGAGCGCUGUCGUCUUCGGAAUCUGAGUCGAAGAUCGUCCUCUUGCGCUUCUGCGGGUUGUUGGUGUUGGGGAGCGGGAGUCCUUGACGCUUCUUGUUUGGGAGGUUGAGGCCGUAGGAGAGGGUUGGGCGUGACAUUGUGAAGACGAUCGGAUGGACAUAAGAUUAAAUUAACAUGUCCUCAGAUAGAAAAUCUAUCUAUUUGAGUAAUGGAAGAACUCUCAGUCCUGUUAUGUGAAUAUUGUUUGUUAUACUUCCUGCUCCCGCACCCCAUACGCCAGAAAUCCGAACAGUAAAGCCGUUAAGUCAUGUCAUAUUACUUUACAAUCCUCUCCCCCACCGACGCCCCUCUCUUCAGCCACUCCUUCGGCACUUCCAAGGCGGGCGGAGAUGGUGUCGCCCGCUUCCGGUUCCCAGACAAUGCGCCAUACAUGAACCAAUUUAUAGUCCACGCUAGUCUAGACAUUGUCGAGGAGCUCCAAUGGUCCAACGGUGCUAUGUACCUAAAGCACAUCGACACCUACCCCCCAACCUCCGCCUACGUCUCCGCCUUCCUCACCGGCUCAGGCUCCCGCUUCCUGCUCCUCCACCAACCCCCGCAACCCCCCUCAUCCUCGACAGCAGGAGGCGCCACAUCUAGCCCACUCUCCGCUUCCGCAGUCUCCACGACGUCCUCGCGCACCUCAUCUUCGUCUAUAGCUAAUAACCCCACCUCACCGCAGACGGAGGAGGCCAUCCGGCAAUUUAUGAAUGAAGUGUAUGAGAACUGGGUGAAGACGGUGAUGAGUCCGUUUUACCGGCAAGGAAUGGAAAUUACGAGCCCGGUUUUUAGGGGGAGGGUGGCGGCGGCGGGAAGGAAGUGGUUGUGAUUGACUUUUCUAUGCCUUUUCCUGUUUUUCCUAUUUUUUCCCGUUUUGUUUGGGAAGGUGUUGGGAGUUACUUGUGUUUUUGGAGCUUGACCUUGCAUCCUGUUUGGGAUUGUGUGGGUUGGUGUUCAGGAGUUUUGUUUUGCAUAAGUGGGAGGAGAAAAAUAUAGAACAGUAUCUAUCAUCCAGGAAAGCGUGAGAAAGGUAGCGCAUGUUUGGUGUUACGCGAGAGUUGCGUUAUGAUACCCAAGUUAUCUAGUGUUCAUAUAUAUAUAUAUAUAUUUCCUGUUUCACCAAAUCAGCCAAUUCUUGUUGGCGGAAUAACUAAUUUGACCAUAGAGGGGUCACUUAAGCCCUCGAGCCGUGUGCAACUGCUUAGGAUGUGAUAAGCCAAACAACGGCUUCAACCAAGCCAAGGCAGGCAGGGGGACAGAGAGGAUAGAAUCCAGAAACAUAAGGGGGAGAGUUGCAAUAGAAUAGUUCAGGGAAAUGAUAAUAGAGACGGCUUCCAC